Molecule: messenger RNA, 2649 nt
Organism: Dromiciops gliroides (monito del monte)
Lineage: Eukaryota; Metazoa; Chordata; Mammalia; Microbiotheria; Microbiotheriidae
Gene: FASTKD5
Product: FAST kinase domains 5
Biological process (GO): mitochondrial RNA processing; regulation of mitochondrial mRNA stability
Cellular component (GO): ribonucleoprotein granule; mitochondrial matrix
Molecular function (GO): RNA binding
Source: RefSeq, a predicted model, not a curated record
AUGGCCACUGUGAUAAUUUGGAGAUUUCCAAGCAGGAUCUGCAGGACAUCUACAUUCUCAACCACAGCCAAGAACCAAACCAAGAAAACACAGCCCCCUCAAACCCCACAAGAUUGUGUUCAGACCCCCAAGAGAUCAAACAUUAAACCCAAACCUGCUGCCACUCUCAAGCUCUUGAAUCCUCCAGAUUACCGAGUAUUGUACAAGCCCCUUGCCUAUAAAAGUACUAAAAGAGUGGCCUGUGGAACAGAGAGCAGCACAACACAUGGCGACCAAAGUCCUCCAGAAAAGGAUAGCUCAGAUGUUUCUGAAAAGCAAAUCCAGAACACUUAUUGUGGUCCACUCUUCUCGUUAAUGCCAAGGACCAGAAGUGCUUUUUUGGUUUUGGAGACCAAUGGCUCUGCUCCUCGGCCUAGUGUGGUAGGCUUGGCAAACUAAAGGUAACAAAAAGAUGAUGUUCAAGAAGUUGAUAUAGAAACUUUCGACACCUUUGAAGACCCCAGAUUUUUCCUCAAGCUACGGCCUGAGUACCAGCAUCACACUUACAGCAUAUCUGAGGCUUGCCAGGCCCUGCCCAUUGAGGAGGGUGAUCAUUUGCACAAAGUGACAGUAUUGCAAAAUAAUCUUCGCCCCAAACCAUCGCUGUACUACUUUGGCAAAUUGAGCUCUUUGCCCUGGAGCAGCGCUCUCUGUACUCUUGAACAAUAUACAUUUACCAUACUGUGCAGAUAGCUAGACAACCUACGACUCUUUGAUGCCUCGGACCUAAUAGGUAUCUUGAAAGGCGUUUGUUCGAUGGAGAUCCCUUGCUCCCACCAAUGCUAGUCUCUGUAUGAGGGAGAAUUUUGCCGUCGGGUGUGGGAUAUGAGCCUGGAUGCUUUAUUGGUGGGUGACCUGUGGCGGUGCUUAGGUCACAGUGUACCAUCCUUUUUAAAGAUAUUUUUUAGUUAUCUUAACUUGCAUUGGAAAGAUCUCUCCUUGUCCACGCUGGUGCAACUUAAUUUAUAUUAUUGGUGAAAGGUCGUCAAGUGCCUCAGGAACUUAAUGCAGAAACUAGAGUCCUUGGUUCUCAAGUAUUUGGAUUUAUUCAAUUUAGAAGAGUUUGACAUCUGUUUAGGCUUCUUCAAAACAAACAGCAGCCUUUCUGAGCACGUCAUGCGCAAAAUUGGUGACAAAGUUUUGUGUUCAGAUGCAGCUUUGAGCAACUAUGCCCUGGUGAACAUACUGAAAAUGUUUCGCUUUACUCGUGAUCACGUGGAUUUCAUGAAGCAGUUUGGACAGAUUGCUCUCAGCGCAUCCCUUCCCAUGGGGGUCCAGGGUGUCAUGCACCUAACUCUUGCCUGCUCAUCCUUACGCUUUCUGGAUGAAAGGGUCAUGAAUGCUUGGGCUGAUUCAUUCAUUCUUCCAGGGCAACCAUAUUGUCGUAGCAAAGAUGUGGCAAAAAUUUUGUGGUCUUUGGGAACUUUGAAUUAUGAGCCACCUAAUGCUGAAAACUUUUAUUCCAGCCUGAUAGGUGAGAUUCACAGAAAGAUGCCUGAGUUUAGCAACUUCCCUGACCACUUGUUCACUAGUUUGCUAGGCUUGGCAUUUACUGAACGCUUUCCACUGGAUCUUUUUAAUUUUGCCUUGAGUCCAGAAUUUCUCAGGCUAGCUAUGGAGAGAAGUAUUGAGCUCACCAAAGAACUGUAUACUCUUGAUGGCACUAUUGGGAUUGAGUGCCCAGAUUACAAAGGCAAUCGUCUUAAUGCUGAGCUGCAGCAAGAGGGGGCAGCAAUGCUAUAUUUAGCAAACAAACAUAUGACCUCCAAGCCUGAAUUCCUAGAAGCUCUCUUCUUACUUCAGACUAUUUUAGGGGGACCUCAGUAUAUCAAACAUCAUAUGAUUUUGCCUCAUACACGAUCAUCUGAUUUAGAAGUUCAGCUUGAUAUCAAUAAUAAACCACUCCCUUUUAACCAGGAAGCCAUAACAAGCGAUGUGACUAACUGUCACCUGAACCAUGCAGGAGGUCAGUCUUCAGAUGAUUUGAUAACUCGGCUUCUAAAGGGAAAAUCAAGCACGUGUCUUCAUGCUGAGGCAGAGGCCAGAGUGAGACCCAGGAGAGGCAGGGAAAAGCCACUGCCGCUGGGUAACAGCUUGCCGGGAUUGGGGGCCCCAGAAGUGAGCAGUUUGUUCCUAACAGGGCCACAGGCAGGAGUGUCCAAAUUGGCCAUUCAGGUGACACAAUAGGAAUUCAGUUUUUGCUAUGGUUCCAGGCACCUGCUUGUGCACAACAUGAAGAGGAGACAGCUGAGAAAGGCUUGGGUACACUGUGUGGAGCUGGCCUUCUGGGAGUGGUUUCCUUUAUCCAAACAGGACACGUUCCGAGAAGCUCUCCUAUCUCAUGAGAAAGUGUUCAACACUGGCUUCUGAAGCAUCAGAGAUCUGCCGACAUCAUUUCACGUUGCAGUUAGUAGGUGGCACACUCCUCCUUACACUUUGAGAUAAUUGUGCCAGCCCAAAGUGAAGUGAGGCAAACCACAUUUCCAUCAUUGCUAGAUCAAAGAGGAAAUAAUGGACUUCUAUCCAUGUGACCUUUCCUCUGACAAGGUUGAAAAAAUGCAGUAAACCAGAAUUAGUAUUGAUUUUUUUGAUGAUUGGAGUGAUGUUUGC